CGAGCGCUCAGCAAAAGCUCUCCAACAACGCAUGUUUCACCCUGUGAAGCCAUGCGUCGCUCCCUAUCCUCAAAUGCAUCUUUGGAGCCAUGUGAAAGCGAGGCCAAACUGCUGAAACUCCUGCAGAAUCGGCGAUCGAAAUCGCAGCUCACACCUAGCAAUGGCUCAGUUGGGGGCAAUUCUGUCAGAUCGGCGCAGAGCAGACUUUCAGGCAUCUCUCGACAAAGCCCCAGUCCUGCCACUGGAGUCAGCGCCGCUUUCUUAGUGUCCUCUCUGGUGGAUUCCAGGUCAGGGCCCGAAGCUACGCGAGCGGUGGCCGCCACACUGCGGCAGAGAGGUGUGAGCACCCAGGACUUUGAGUCAGAGGUGCAUCCACUGACGGGUGGCCGCGUAGCGGGGCCAUGCCGCACCCAUGUGGCACACGCUUGGGAUGCCAGCUAUGAGGAGCUGAUUGACUGCAUUGUGCGUGAUGCCGGGUCAGACCUGGACCGUCGAUACAGCCUUGAUGUGUUCGGAGCAGAGCACCUGGAAGAGGCAAAGACAGAUCCAGUGGCAGCGGUUCAGGCCCUCAUUUUGGGAGUCCAAGAGGUCCUCUUGGUUCUGGAUAAAGAUGGCCUUUGCCUUUCGCGUUUGUGGGUUUUGGCCGAGGCCAUGAUGGCUAUCUCAAAGCUUCGGGUGUCCAGUGCAGUUCACUUCAGCGGUUCCGAGGCAGAGCUUCUCAAAUGGGAAGCCUGCAUCGAUGCCGUGGAUUGGGCCGUGGCAACUUCCCGGAAGGCCGAUGAGCGGCGGCUGCGAACCUUCGCCGAACGAGUGUGGGACAUGGGCAUCGGCACCGACAGACUGGUGACGCAGCUCAAAGUCCUGCUCAGAAAGGAGGUCUAUGGUCAAAUUCUCCUUAAGGCAGUGGAGCAAGGCGAUGUGGGAGCCAUCGAAGCUGCGCUGCAACGAGGCGCCCCCUUAGAGCAGCGAGAUGUCGACGGAAACACUCUUGAAGACCUGGCAUGCUUCUACAAUCACCCAGAAAUCGAAGAGAUGCUCUUCCAAAGGCGAAUGCAAGGAAUGGCACACAGGCCAUUGUCAAUGUUCUUCAAGGCUGAAGACUUGUUGGAAGAAUGUGGCAGGGCACAUCCAGAAGUGCUGAUGCCCUUCCUGACCCAACCAAUCGACGGAACAGAACCGUCCGAUGACGAAAGUGAUGAAGAAGCCUGGCAGUUGCUAGCUUCCUUGCAGCAUCCCUUCGGACAGUCGCCAGUCGCUGUUUCCUGAAUCUUCCCAUGGCUGGCCGCUGUGGCCGCUUGUUAUUGCCAACAGGUCUCAUUCCACGUUUGUUUGAUCUAUUCGCUUUCGGUCUCCGAGACCAAGAGAGAAUUCGGC
Effrenium voratum is the source of this 1374-nucleotide messenger RNA. The record is from the annotation of a GenBank genome assembly. Lineage: Eukaryota; Dinophyceae; Suessiales; Symbiodiniaceae.